AGUCGUGCUUAGCCGGUGGACGUUGGUUCACUACUCUUCAGUGAAGAUUGAGCGCGUCAAACGAGACGACAUCCAUGGCUAGUGUAAGUGUAGUGAAGAGAAGGAAAUGCUGUACAAAAGAUCUAUUAUUCAUGUUAUUGUGGUGAUGGCAAGCGAUAAUAAAGAGAUAGGCAGCAUCGCGAACAGAGGCCGCACAAUAAUCGUCUCAAUCUCGCAUCAGAUUGAGUUAAAGCCAGAACGUGUGUCCUGCGUUGAGCCUUCGAGGGAAAUUUUCUACGAUAUUAGUAAUAUCUAGCCACGGGUUUUCAGAUCAAACGUUAUUGGCUCUGUGUAUCAGAACUUAAAAGUCACAGCCCGCCGCAAAAAUAUCGAAUCGGAUAGGAAUGCUCAAGUGUGUCGCGCCCGCACGCUGCUCACAACCCAUUGUGCCACUCCUACACGCUGACCACAGGCUGAAUGAUAGUGCCGGGGGGGCCUGUUGACAUAAAUCCGGCGACAUGCUCCUUUCUUCCGUCUGUGUCGGGACACAGUGUUAAAUGAAUCCUGCUGAACUCAAUCAGUACCAACCAGUCGCUACCUUUGAGAAGCUCGAAAGCUCACAUUUCUACAAAAUGGAAAAGGGUAGUCCAUCGCGCCAGUUUAUGGCUGGCAUUAUCGUAAACCUGGCCUCGGUUAUGGUUGGCACCUCGCUGGGCUGGACCUCACCGAUUGGGCCAAAGUUUGCCUCGAAAGACGCCACACCGCUCGAUUCGAUCCCGACGACAUCGGAAAGCUCCUGGAUUGCAUCCUUGGUAGCCCUUGGUGCACUGAUCGCACCUUUCAUAGCUGGCCCGCUAGCGGAACGGAUUGGCCGCAAGUACACCCUGCUCGGCAGCUCGGCUUUCUUCAUCGUGUCCUGGGUGUUGCUGCUGACGACGCAAACCGUUAUCCAAGUGCUAGUGGCUCGCUUCCUGCAAGGUUUGGGCGUUGGCUUUGUGAUGACCGUGCAGACAAUGUACAUCGGAGAGAUCGCCAGCAGCGAGUAUCGUGGUGCGCUCGGAUCCCUUAUGCAGCUGUGCAUCGUUACCGGUAUUCUGUACGUGUACAGCAUCGGCCCGUACGUCUCGUACCACGCGCUACAGUGGGCCUGCCUGGUAAUACCGAUCGCGUUCGAUGCGACCUUCUUCUUCAUGCCCGAAACGCCCGCCUAUUACAUCUCGAAGGGCGACAAAGAGAAGGCCGUCGAAUCGUUGUGCUUUUUGCGCGACAAAACCGUGGACGGUGUGCAGGAGGAACUGCACGAAAUAUCGACCACCGUGGAGGAGUCGCUCAAGAACAAGGGUACCGUGCUGGACCUGUUCCGCAAUGCCGGCAACGUGAAGGCACUGAUCAUCUGUGCUGGACUGAUCAGCUUCCAGCAGCUGUCCGGCAUCAACGUGAUUCUGUUCUACAGCCAGAACAUCUUCGAAAGCACGGGCAGCAGUUUGUCGCCGGCCGUUUCUACCAUUCUCGUCGGUGCGGUGCAGGUGUUGGCGAGCGGUGCUACACCACUGAUCGUCGAUCGACUCGGACGCAAACCGAUCCUACUAACGUCGGCCGGCGGCAUGUGCCUGUCGCUCGGUACAAUGGGACUCUACUUUUACCUCAAGUACGUCGAAUCACCGUCCAUCGACAGUCUUGGCUGGUUGCCCAUUAUGUCGCUCAUCUUUUUCGUCACGGUGUACUGUAUCGGGUUUGGGCCGCUGCCGUGGGCAGUGCUGGGGGAGAUGUUCCCGGCGAACGUGAAAUCGAUCGCUUCGUCGAUCGUCGCGUCCACCUGUUGGGUGCUGGGCUUUAUUAUACUGCAGUUUUUCUCCGACCUUGACAAGGCCGUCGGUUCGCACUGGUCGUUCUGGAUCUUUGGCAUCCUGUGCGGUGUCGCGUUCGUGUUUACUUUCACGACGGUUAUGGAAACCAAGGGACUUAGCUUACAGGAGAUUCAGGACCGGCUGAACGGUAAAGCCUAAUGAGUUGGUAGUGGUGCUCAAAUGAUUGUUGAUGUAGCGUUACUAUAUGUUACUUGCUUCGCUAGGCCAGUGUAGUAAGCUUUCCAAAGCGCACCAAAGUGAUACGUUUGUUAGGGAACGACGCGCUCACGCUCGUGUUGACAUGUAUUGUGUUACUUUGCUAUUAUUGUGUUACUUUACUUGAAUAAAAAAAAAGUAUCUGUACUUGUAAGUAAUGGAG
Molecule: messenger RNA, 2205 nt
Organism: Anopheles stephensi (Asian malaria mosquito)
Lineage: Eukaryota; Metazoa; Arthropoda; Insecta; Diptera; Culicidae
Product: facilitated trehalose transporter Tret1
Exons: 5
Coding region: 537-1985 (482 amino acids)
Biological process (GO): carbohydrate transport; transmembrane transport
Cellular component (GO): membrane
Molecular function (GO): sugar transmembrane transporter activity
Source: RefSeq, a predicted model, not a curated record